CCAGAUCAGACAUAAAAGAACAAAGCGGAAUCUAAAUAUCAGUUUUUAACAGUAAUUUGGUGACAAAUAUUGGAAAUUAUUAAAUUAUUACAUAACGGAAGUCAAUGAAUAUUUUUUGGGUGGUUUAAAAAUUAAAUCUAAGUGUUCACUUGAUAAUCAACAACUCAUUUUAUAAAGUGGAAACUCAUGUAUUGUGUGUGGUUGAUCAAUUAUUGACGUACAUAAAAAAUUGAUUGAAUAUAAAUAUUUGAAUGAGUAACAGUGAGUAAAGUAUAAAAGAAAAGAAAGGAAAGAGGAAGAGGAAAGUGCAUAAAUAAGUGUGAAAAUUAUUGAUCCUUUGUGUGCUCUUCAAUUUUAAGUGAUUGCUCACUUUACUCCCUACAGUACAUUAUUUUGUAUGUGUUGGCAAUUAAUCACAAAAGGCAUAUAAGUGAGAUAGAAAUUAUAGAGGAAGUAGAAAAACAAACAACUUCACAAAAACGACAAUGGCCACUUAUUCCUCAUUAAUGCUCUUCCUGGUGCUUAUAUUAGUUUUUACGAUCGCCUCAACAAAUGGCUUACAAUGUUACCAAUGUGGACAAUUUAACGAUGGCGUUGGUUCAAUUACACCAUGCUUGAACUAUACCGAGACCACAGCUCAUUUACAUCUUAAGGAAUGUCCAGGGAAGGGCGAUAAAUUUUGUGUGAAAUAUGUCACUGGAUUAUCAACAGUGAGAGAUUGUGUAGCACAUUGUGUAGAAAAAGAUGUUUGGGAUACAAGCACUUAUUGCUGUACAAUGGAUGGUUGCAAUGACUCAACAAUCGCCACUAUUUCCAGAUUUCUUCUCAUUUCUUCAAUUUUAAUCUCAAUUAUUUAUCAAUUAUAAGAUGAAUAAGUAAUUUUGAGAGAAAUUGAAAAUUAGUCGAAUCAAAGCCAAGGGUUGC
Molecule: messenger RNA, 924 nt
Organism: Chironomus riparius
Lineage: Eukaryota; Metazoa; Arthropoda; Insecta; Diptera; Chironomidae
Source: the annotation of a GenBank genome assembly